Oreochromis aureus is the source of this 4305-nucleotide messenger RNA. It is a transcript of the gene vcana, whose product is annotated as versican a. The record is from RefSeq and is a predicted model, not a curated record. The transcript is spliced from 9 exons. The coding region runs from base 175 to 4305 and encodes 1376 amino acids. Gene Ontology annotation, biological process: cell adhesion. Lineage: Eukaryota; Metazoa; Chordata; Actinopteri; Cichliformes; Cichlidae. Gene Ontology annotation, molecular function: hyaluronic acid binding.
CUGCAGAACAUCAAGGGGAACUGAGAGGCACGCCGGGAAGAUAAGUGCUGCUUCCAAUGUGGAGCAGACCUGCUUAGGCACUUUUUUACGCACGCAUGUUGCGGACCGGGACUAAUACUAUAUAAGGACGUAAAUCGAUUUUUGUACAUUUUAUGGAAUAAAAAUCAUUUAAAGAUGAUACUGAAUAUAAAGCAUGUCCUGUGGUUAUAUUGCCUCUGUGAAGCUGCAGCUGCAACAGCCUCAAAUGCAUUAUCAGUCAUCCAACCAGUCAUAGGGUCCCUCUCAGGGAAGGUAAAUCUUCCCUGCUACUUUUCCACAAUCCCAACCUCAGCACCAGUCAUCAGUCCCAGUGGAACAGUCGUUUACAACAAGGAUUACUUGCGGAUCAAAUGGAGCAAAAUACAGGGACGAACAGAGUCCACGGUGCUGGUGGCACAAAAUGGGAUCAUCAAGAUAGGCUCAAGCUACAGGAACCGUGUGUCAGUACCCAGCCACCCUGAAGUUGUCGGCGAUGCCUCGCUCACAAUUGUGAAGCUGCGUGCCAGUGAUGCUGGCACUUAUCGUUGCGAGGUCAUGUUCGGGAUUGAAGACACCCAGGAUACUGUUAACCUCGAUGUCAGCGGUGUUGUCUUUCACUACCGAUCAAGCAUCAGCAGGUACACUUUGGACUACCAGAAAGCUGUACAAACUUGUGAAAACGUUGGAGCAAACAUUGCUACCUAUGAGCAACUGAAAGCAGCCUAUGAGGACGGCUUUGAUCAAUGCGAUGCCGGUUGGAUUGCUGACCAGACAGUGAGAUACCCAAUUACAAAGCCAAGAGAGGGCUGUCAUGGCAACCUUCCCAAUAAACCUGGUGUCAGGUCGUAUGGAACCAGAAAACCUACAGAGACCUACGAUGUGUACUGUUAUGUAGGCAAACUGGAUGGUGAAGUCUUUUAUGCUCCCGUGACCCAUAAGAUGACUUUUGAAGAAGCCAGUGAAGAGUGUAAAAAGAGGAAAGCUGUCCUGGCAAGUCCCGGACAGCUGCAUGCUGCUUGGCGACAGGGGCUGGACAGAUGUGACUACGGCUGGCUCUCCGAUGGCAGUGUACGGCAUCCUGUCGCAGUCCCCAGAACUAAGUGUGGCGGAGGCCGACUCGGCGUGAGGACCAUGUAUCGCUACAGAAAUCAAACUGGCUUCCCAGAACCAACUAGAAAGUUUGGGGCUUACUGCUUUAAAGGAAGAAGAUUGGUAUUCAGCCAUACUUCCUUUGUGGAUGUAUCUGUGGUAGAAAUGACCACCAACGCCAUCAGUCCCAGUACCUCCAUCCCUUUACUGGAGAGUAGCACCAUUCUGACAACCCCAACAUCUGAAAAAACAUCAGAGGCAGACGUUUCUCCAGAUUCUUCUCCAGAUCCUCCAUCUAUGUUCUCAACCAGCAUGGCUCCACCUCGCCCCACCCCAGCAGGCCAUGAAGAAGAGUUAAUCACAACAGUUGCACCCACUAUCAAAGACGACCAUGAGGACGACGAUGAUGUAACAGCUGCGCCAGAUUCUCACACUGAUGAUCAAAAUGUAACCUUUGUGGAAACUGCUGCUGCCCAUGGUGGCACAGCCACAGAAACUAAGAUCACGGUGGAAAGCACUGAUGCCACAGUGUCUGCUGAUGAGUCAGAUGAUCAAUCAGUAAUUCAGGUCAGCACGAUUCAGCCUGACGUCCCUAUACCAGAUGCUUCUCUCCGCAACGAGCUCAUGUUUGCUGAAGGGGAGACAGAGGAAACUGUCAUAGAUCCUAGGAACAUCACAUCGAUCUCUGAUCUCACUGACACUCCAACCAAAUCAUCUGAAGUUAGCCAUGAGGAAAUGCUUAGCUCCUCACAAUUAACACCAUCACCUUCAAUCAGUGAUAUAGCAAUAGACUAUAUUUUGAACUAUGAUGACAUCGAUACUCAUUUAGGUUUAGAGGGUCAGCCACCUACUAGGCCAUCCCAACCAGAUGGCUCAUCCAGCCCUUCAGACACCAAUAGAAUUGAUGAUACAAUCACAGCCAUUCCACCUUUAAAUAACACCCAUCAUGUCAGUGAGGUGAAGGUAACCACCACACUGACACCAAAUACUGCCAGCAGUGCAACACAAACUCCGCCUAAAGCACAGGAUGUUGAGACACCACCAACACCUGAAGUUUCACCAGGCACAAUCAUCCUGAUCGACAGUGAAAUGUUAACUGAGGAAGUGAAAUCUUCAGCAGCUGUCCAUGUCUUUGAUGAGUCUUCCACUCAGGUGACGGAGCGCAUUGGUGGCACCGUGAUGGAGGACAAAACAGCAGCAGAGUUUGGUACAGAGUUCUUUAUAUCUGCUCCAACGACUUCAACGGUGGCCAGUACAACAGCCCAUCCAGCUGCAGUGGUCACAGAUAACCAGACCACCACUACGCAGAUUCAGAAUGCAUCAGCUAACCAGGCUUCAGAGUCACAGAAUGCUCAGUCUCUUGCCACACCAGUUCUGUUGGACCAUCCCACUCCCUCUGUAGCUGUUGGUGAGCCAAUCAUACAAAGCAGAGACCCAGAACGUUUCACACAAGCUGCUAUAACCAUCACCCCAGCUAUCAGCUUUAUUAAUGGUAAACAAGAGAUCACACUGGAGCCUCAAAGUGUGGAAGAAAAAGAGGCCAAAGGUACAGAGAUUUUGACAAUUGUGACAACUCUCGGAACUAGCAAUGACAUUUCCAUGGCAUCUGAUCCUAAUUUGACUGAUUUCUCUGAUGGUAGCUUCACUAAAUCUAUACAGGAACCUACAGAACCUCUGGCUUUUACAGAAACCCCAUAUAUGGUUGUCCCUGAGCCUGAUAGAAGGCCAACAGUUGAAUCAACGCCUGCUCAAUUAGGGGAUGAUCUGACCACAAAAGGCUCAAAACACAAAGACUUAACCUCUGUUAUUGCCACAACAGUGGAGGACAAGAUUCCACUGGAAACUGCACAAAUAACUGUGGCUGGCUCAGCUUCCACAGAUACUACUGACCUUCUUCCUGCAGUAACACCAACUGAGCCACAGAGAACCAAAGCAGUUAAAGAAACCCAAACAUCACAGGCUAAUGUGAAAACCCCUGCUUUCAGCACUAUGUCUGUACAAGAAGGGACACGUGAGACAGGAAGGACUCCUGCCCAUGUGAAAAGUGACUCAAAUCUGACUCAGAGACAGAAGACUGAGGAUGAAUCUCCAACUACUUCUUCAACCAGAUUUUACACAGACAAAGAUAACGAUGAAAUCAUAGCGGAAACAGAGAGCACAUCUGCCAUUCCAGCUGUUAAAGACAGCACAGAGUCUGUGUUAGAGACUGUGUAUAGUCCUUCCACGGAUGACGCUGAUAGGGAAAUAGCGCCAUCAUCAAGAGGCCCCACUCAAGAUGUAGAGGGGAGGAAAGAGAUCCAGACCACAGAAGGAUUUGUCUUAAGCACAACAACUUCUUCAGUAUUUAGUAUUGCACCCUCUCUUAAGCAGAUAGUCAAGACUGAGAUCACACCAGCUGCAGGAGGUACUGAAUCUUCAGAAUCUGAAGCACCGACUGAAACUCCGGAGGAUAAAAUCACAAGUCAGGGAGGGAUUAGAGUCAGCCCAAUGCGUUUAACUUCCUCCACAGAAAGAGUUGGAAAUGAUGCGGUAUCUAUAACGCAGGAGGAGGGUUCAGUAGUCCAAACUGUAAAUAUGUUUACAACCAGCCCACAUCCACAUAUCUCUACCUUAGCAUUAUCUUCAAGUUUAACCUUUACACAUACAGAAGCUAAAGCCCAAACGGAAAGUGAAGUAACUGCUGAAACAGAUGUGUCUGUUUCAGCUGGUGAGUCAACAGAAAAAACUUCAACUGAGGAUACAACUGGAAAGAAAUCUUCAUCAGUGCACCCUGUUAGUUGUAUUACUUUAAUAGGUCCCGUGUGUCUUACCACUUCUGAAGAAAGUACAGAUGCACAAACUAAAGUACCAUCCCUUACCAGUGUUGCAGAUGGUGAGGUUGAAAGUGAAAGCAGUCAACCUACCGUAAUGGAGUCGUUUGCUUCUGUCAGUCCGUCAACAAUGAAGUCAGAAACUACAUCCUUCCUGAGUGCCACAGAUGCAGAUUUUUCUGGAGACAGCACUACUGUUUUCCCUGAAGUCUCAAGCAUCAAAACAACAACAGUGCUUUCAAGUGAUACUUCAAAAGGUGCUUUUACUUCAUCCUCAUCUGUCUUCAGUACUCAGAAGCCAAUAUCAGUGUCAUCUGGUACGGAAAAAACUGUCACCACAAGCGAGUUCGAUGAAUAUUCAUUAACACCAGAGGAAAGUUCUUUUUGA